CAGGGCUCACCGCCAGCCUGCCGACUCCAUGUCGCGCCUAUCGAGCUUACCGCGGGUCUAUAUCGGGCGCCUCAGUCACAGGGCCCGAGAGAGAGAUGUGGAGCGUUUCUUCAAGGGCUUUGGGAAGAUCGUAGAGGUGGAUCUGAAGAACGGGUAUGGCUUUGUGGAGUUUGAAGACAUGCGUGAUGCUGAAGAUGCAGUUUAUGACAUGAAUGGAAGGGACCUAUGUGGUGAACGGGUCAUUGUGGAACAUGCACGGGCUCCAAGAAGAGAAGCACGCAGUGGCUAUGGAUACCGCAAAAGUGGCAAUGAGAAGUUUGGCCCACCAGUUCGAACAAUAUACCGACUGAGGGUAGAGAACCUUUCCACCCGAUGCAGUUGGCAGGACCUUAAGGAUUUCAUGCGCCAGGCUGGCGAAGUUACUUAUGCAGAUGCACAUCAGCGUCGUCCUAAUGAAGGAAUUAUUGAGUUCCGUUCAUAUUCGGACAUGAAGCGGGCGCUAGAUAAACUGGACGGUUCACAGGUUAACGGGAGGAGAAUACGUCUGGUGGAAGAUAGAGCUGGAUCCAGAUACUCUUCUUCACGUAGUCGGUCCAGGUCCCGCUCACGUAGGAGUAGUCCUUCUAGAUCAAGAUCUCGUUCACGCAGCAGGAGCAGAGGGCAUAGUAGGAGAAGCCGGAGUUACAGCAAAGACAGCAGGGACAGCAGGAGUAAAGAAAAAAAUGGAAGUAAGCAGAGGGAUCACAGCAGCAGUAAAGAGAGAAGUCCAGACUUGGAGCGCAGUGAAAGAGAUAGGAGCGAGAGCAGAGAGAGACGAGAUAGUGAUGGAAGUGCGAGAAAGGAUAGGGACAGAAGUGGCAGCAGACAUAGAAGAGAUAGGAGCAGAAGCAGGAGUAAGGACAGGAAAGAGAAGAAUAGCAGACGGAGCAAGGACAGGAGAGAUAGAAGUCAUAGUAGAGAGAGAAGUAGCAGCAAAGACCGAGAUGCCAGAAAAAGGAGGGAAUCCUGUAGCUCGGAAAGGAGCCGUAGCAAUGACAGUAGAAAGAAUGGUAGAUCAAGCCGUAGUCUUAGCAAAGAGAGAUCCCGGAAACGUAGCAGGGAGAGAAGUGACAGUGAAGAGGGCUCCAAGAAAAGCAAGAGAGAGGACCCAGUGGCAUUUACUACAGAAUCUGACCAGGAACAUGAAAUUGAGGAAGGUGAGAUUGACUACCCUAGGUCUGCCACAGCCAACGUUCCUGCUCCAUCAUCUCCUCCAUCAUCCCUUCCAUCAUCUCCCCCACCAUCUUCCCCACCUGCUGAACCUGUUGCCACACAGGAAAUAGAAGCAGAAGAGGAAGCAGAACCCUCAACAGUCGAUUCUCCUUCCAAACCGCAAUCUAUGUCACCCUCCACCACAGAGGCUUGACUUUCUUUU
Nanorana parkeri is the source of this 1414-nucleotide messenger RNA. RefSeq names its product serine and arginine rich splicing factor 4 (gene SRSF4). NCBI's taxonomy places the organism in Eukaryota, Metazoa, Chordata, Amphibia, Anura, Dicroglossidae. The record is from RefSeq and is a predicted model, not a curated record. The transcript has 6 exons. Gene Ontology annotation, molecular function: mRNA binding. The coding region runs from base 29 to 1405 and encodes 458 amino acids. Gene Ontology annotation, biological process: mRNA splice site recognition; alternative mRNA splicing, via spliceosome. Gene Ontology annotation, cellular component: cytoplasm; nucleus; ribonucleoprotein complex.